Messenger RNA from Exophiala spinifera, 462 nucleotides. Its product is annotated as ribosomal protein L11. The record is from RefSeq and is a predicted model, not a curated record. Gene Ontology annotation, cellular component: ribosome; mitochondrial large ribosomal subunit. The transcript is spliced from 2 exons. Gene Ontology annotation, biological process: translation. Gene Ontology annotation, molecular function: large ribosomal subunit rRNA binding; structural constituent of ribosome. NCBI's taxonomy places the organism in Eukaryota, Fungi, Ascomycota, Eurotiomycetes, Chaetothyriales, Herpotrichiellaceae. The coding region runs from base 1 to 462 and encodes 153 amino acids.
AUGGCGAGAAAAGCACCUGCCAAAGAUCAAAUUGUCAAGCUGAUCGUUGGAGCCGGUCAAGCAAGCCCAAGUCCGCCUGUAGGUCCCGCUUUGGGUAGUAAAGGUGUCAAGAGUAUGGAUUUCUGCAAGGAAUUCAAUGCUCGAACGGCUCACAUCCACCCUGGCGUACCCAUCCCAGCUCGCGUUACUGUUCGACCAGACCGCACAUUCCACUUCGAUGUUCGAACACCUAAUACUUCUUGGUUACUUCUCCAGGCCGCUGGGGUCAAGGAGAUUAAGGGCAAAAUCAAGGGAGCGAAUCAGCCCGGCCGACAGAGCGUUGGCACAGUCUCAUUGAAACAUAUAUAUGAAAUUGCAAAGAUCAAGCAAAGCGAACUCCGGCUAUCAGGUCUCAGUCUUCAAAGCUUGUGCAAAAGCGUCAUCUGGCAAUGCAAGUCUAUCGGGGUCAACGUUGUGCCCUGA